Molecule: messenger RNA, 1896 nt
Organism: Lachancea meyersii CBS 8951
Lineage: Eukaryota; Fungi; Ascomycota; Saccharomycetes; Saccharomycetales; Saccharomycetaceae
Source: the annotation of a GenBank genome assembly
AUGGGUAACACUAGUUCCAGACCAUCUUCGAGAAAGAAAAAAUCCGGAAAUGAAACCACACCAGCCUUCACACGCACAGAUACUGCCCAAUCAGGGAAAUCCGUGAAGUCUUCACGAUCUGGUAAAUCCAAGCGAUCGCAGUCGUCAUCCGGUUUGCCCACAACAGCCAACUCCGAAACCAACUUGGACGUAGAGCCCGAAACUCUCAAAGCCACCGCGUCCUUUUCCAGACGAAAUAGUGCCAUCUCUGGAUCACAACCGCCUCUGUCACAACGAGGCAGUAGCAGUAGUGUCGGAAACACUUACAACAAAUUCCAACCUCAGCUGUUAAGCGGGGACUUACCACCGUCAAUGAUACAAAUGGAACCCAAAUCUCCAAUUUUGAAAAAUUCCAGUACCGUGGCAACUUUAGUGGGUGGGAAUAGUACCACUUAUCAUGAAAGCGCUAUAACGGAUGACGAAAACGACGAAAACGAGUCUCAUAAUCAUCAUCAACAUCAUCGGCGUAGAAGCAACGACUCCAGACGAUAUUCUUCUCAAAAAUCGCCAUCGGCUGCAAGCAGAAGUAAUAGUGCUGCUUCGUCUCGAAGAAAUGGCUCGCAUCUUGACAUUCCUGAAAACUCCACCAUCGUACAGCCGACCCGCACUUCGUCUCAUUCAUCCGCGGGCAAUCACAGUCGAAAGUCCUCUUUCAGUAGCUCGAUGGGCAACACUGCAUAUAGUACCCCCAUGAACUCUCCCGGAGUUUUCAAAAAUUCUCCAGAUGGGUACUUUUCCGAAAAAAAAUCUGCAGAUUCUCAUACCGAAAGUUCUUCCGGGCUACGUUCCAGAAACUCGGUCGAAGAAUAUCCUCACGACGUUUCCCAUAGUGUCGAUGUCGAUGAUGACACCAAUACUUCCAUCAAGACCGCUAAACGGAAAAAAUCUAUAAGACCCAUCGAUAUCGAUGAAACUAUUCAAAAACUUUUAGAUGCUGGCUAUUCUGGCAAACGUACCAAAAACGUUUGUUUGAAAAAUUCUGAAAUUGCUCAGAUCUGCAAUCAAGUGCGCGAGAUUUUCUUGUCGCAACCGUCCUUAUUGGAACUUUCUCCACCGGUCAAGAUAGUCGGAGAUGUGCAUGGUCAGUACGCAGAUCUGUUAAGACUGUUUACGAAAUGUGGCUUCCCGCCAGCGGCAAAUUAUUUAUUAUUGGGUGACUAUGUCGAUAGGGGCAAACAAUCUUUGGAAACCAUUCUCUUAUUACUGUGUUACAAGAUCAAAUAUCCAGAGAAUUUUUUCUUAUUAAGAGGCAAUCACGAAUGUGCCAAUGUUACAAGGGUUUACGGUUUUUACGAUGAAUGCAAGCGUCGAUGCAACAUUAAAACCUGGAAAAUUUUUAUCGACACUUUCAAUACUUUACCCUUGGCCGCUAUUGUGGCCGGUAAAAUCUUCUGCGUUCACGGAGGUUUGUCUCCUGUGUUGAAUUCUAUGGACGAGAUUCGACAUGUUAGUAGACCUACAGACGUACCUGAUUUCGGUUUAAUCAAUGAUCUGUUGUGGUCGGAUCCUACCGAUUCACCGAAUGAAUGGGAAGAUAACGAGCGUGGUGUAAGUUAUUGUUACAACAAAGUCGCCAUCAAUAAAUUUUUAAACAAAUUCGGUUUCGAUUUGGUGUGCAGGGCACAUAUGGUGGUGGAAGAUGGGUACGAAUUUUUUAACGAUAGGAGUUUGGUCACCGUUUUCUCUGCUCCAAAUUACUGUGGUGAAUUCGAUAAUUGGGGGGCCGUGAUGAGCGUUAGUGAAGGUUUACUUUGCAGUUUCGAACUGCUGGAUCCUUUAGACAGCGCUGCUAUCAAACAAGUCAUGAAAAAGGGUAGACAAGAAAGGAAACUGGCUAAUCAGCUAACUCAAGAAUGA